Messenger RNA from Saprolegnia parasitica CBS 223.65, 606 nucleotides. RefSeq lists its product as hypothetical. The coding region runs from base 1 to 606 and encodes 201 amino acids. Gene Ontology annotation, cellular component: transcription regulator complex; PcG protein complex. Gene Ontology annotation, molecular function: RNA polymerase II cis-regulatory region sequence-specific DNA binding; DNA-binding transcription factor activity, RNA polymerase II-specific. Gene Ontology annotation, biological process: regulation of transcription by RNA polymerase II. The transcript has a single exon. Lineage: Eukaryota; Oomycota; Saprolegniomycetes; Saprolegniales; Saprolegniaceae. The record is from RefSeq and is a predicted model, not a curated record.
AUGGAGCCCGACCGACGCUUUGCCUGCCCCGUUGACGGCUGCGACAAGCGCUUCAAGCGCAAGUUCACCUUGCACGAGCACCAAAAGACCCACACGGGACUGCGGCCCUUUGUCUGUGUCGAGGCCAACUGUGGGAAAAGCUUUACCACAUCGGGUAACCUCGUCCGGCAUGCGCACACGCACCGCCUCGACAAGCCGUUUGCCUGCGCUUGGAGCACGUGUGCCAAGCGGUUUUGCUCGCGCGAGAAGCUCGUGCGCCACCUCUCGACGCACGUUGGGCUGCAGCCGUACGUCUGCCAUCUCUGUUGCGGGUCGUUCUCGACGUCGGGCAACUUGUCGCGGCACAUGACCAUGCAGGCGCAUGCGAGCACUGGAGUCGAUGCGCGAUCGAGUAUGUGGGUGGAUCUGAGCCAGCUCCUCCACGACGACGACGAGCCGCUUGCGAGUGAGAAGAAACAGCGAUGCCGUAUUGCCCAAGAGAUUGCGAUGCCUCGCGAAUCAGUGGACCUCGAGCCGAUUCAAGCGCCGCAGUUCCGCCCGGAUGAGCCGUGGAGUGACCUAUGGCGCUUGGAAGAACUGCUGUGUGACGAUGGCGGGAUGUACUAA